Molecule: messenger RNA, 1311 nt
Organism: Coprinopsis cinerea okayama7#130
Lineage: Eukaryota; Fungi; Basidiomycota; Agaricomycetes; Agaricales; Psathyrellaceae
Exons: 4
Coding region: 1-1311 (436 amino acids)
Cellular component (GO): catalytic step 2 spliceosome
Molecular function (GO): RNA binding; zinc ion binding
Source: RefSeq, a predicted model, not a curated record
AUGAGAAUCCCUCGAAUCCCUCGUCUGACUCUCUUCUCUGGCCCAAAUUGUUCUCUUUGUGAUAUUGCCAAAGCAGAACUUGCCAAAGUCCGGCAGUCGCGCCCUUUCGAACUGGAUACCGUGAAUAUCCAGGACAAGGGUCAAGAGAGGUGGAAGAAGAAGUAUGUGUAUUGGAUCCCUGCUCUUCACCUUGAAGGGAAGGAGAUCGCCAAAGGCCGAUGGGACGCCCAGACGGUGAUGAAAGCCCUGUCACAGUGGGACGAGACAGUGGCAGCGUCGUCGAGCACGUCUACAGCAACAACGACAACGUCUCAAUCAGCGUCGAGCGCGCAGCAACCGACGACAGAUCGACAGGAGACACCCCAGAACGAAUACGAGCCGUUCGGCGUCUACGACCGCGCAUACCAACGUGUUCUAGGGGCUGACGAAGCUGGCAAAUCUGAGGAACCUUUCACCCUCCGUCCCCGGUGCUUCAACUGUGGUCACGAGGAGCAUACCGUCAAGGAAUGUCCCUUUCGACUGGAUUACUGCCUUAUAGAUCUUUCACGCCAAUACUAUAAAUUUUCUCAAGAAGCCCUGGGUGUGGUACCCUCGAACUGGCAACGCGUCCAUAUUGCGGAAGGCUGGAGACAAACACGGCUUGACUGGCUUGACCACUUUGAACCGGGCACCGUUAAAGGGGAAUUGUUGAAAGAGGCUCUGGGAAACGACGACGCCCCGUGGCUCCGAAACAUGGCGAUAUGGGGGUAUCCUAAGGGGUGGGUUAACGUUCAGGAUCCACGAGACCUUGUCCGCGAGCGUAUCUGGAAAGAACACGGUGGGGACGUUGAAUUGGACCUCGAGGACUCUGAACCUUUUGUCAUAGUCGGCGACGACGGGCAUACCGAGGAAGUUACUUUCGCGGACACCUUCAGGCCCAAAUCUACGGUCUCAGAGCAGCAAGAAGAGGUGUCUGAAAUUAACAAACCCACUCCCCCUCCCCCUCCCAAGCGAUGGGCUCAAUAUCCGACAACGUAUUUCUCAUCCGAGCUUCUACCUAUUCAUAGCGGUUUCAACCUGCCACCUGUCUACGAUGAGCAGGGUGCUGGACCCCCUCCCCCAUCCACGGAACCUCCUCCUUUGCCUCCUCCACCUCCUGAUGAACCACCGCCCUUACCGCCGCCUCCGCCAACAGAACCACCACCUCCGCCCCCACCCUUACCUCCACCACCACUUCCCCCCACUGUUCUGCCACCACCGCCUUCGCCCCAUUUCCCUGAAUCGGAGGUCGUCGACGAAAACAGCGACAUGGACAUGUCUGAUUCUGACUGA